AUGAAAUAACUACUUACAUAUAUUAGACUUUCAGAUUUUCUAUUUUAUUCAUUGCUCUAAAUUUGUAAUGAUUUAUUUAGAAUAAUAUUUUCAUAUUAAUUAAAGAAUGGUGAUAGAUAUAUGUAGUAAGAUUAAAAAAAAAAUAUUUAAAAUAAAUCUAAGAAAUUGAAUCGCUAACAUAAGUAGAAGCAAUCAAUAUUUGGCUUAAUUGGGUAGAAUUCGAACUAUAAAUGA
Molecule: messenger RNA, 234 nt
Organism: Paramecium primaurelia
Lineage: Eukaryota; Ciliophora; Oligohymenophorea; Peniculida; Parameciidae
Source: the annotation of a GenBank genome assembly